CGCUUUCUCAUCUUCCAUCGGGGAGGACUGACGGCCUCAGUCGGGCUGGAUGUCACGGACGCUUCCACCUGCGCCGCUGUCGAGAAAGUCUUUCUUUCGAUCGUUCUCUGGUCGUGUCGGGAGGACGCUGGCCUUCCCUCGUUCACGGACGGCGUUCGAUUCGUUCUUCCCAAGGUGGACGAUGUCGGAAACGCUGAUGCAUGCUGUUUCGGUGUUAUGGAGACAGUGCUGGAUGCAAGACUCUCGAUUCGGGGCCGGAACACUCUUGUUGGAGCUGUUGCUGUCAAUGACUUGGGGUUCCCGUCUGAUACCCCAAAGCCCGGAGUCC
This is a messenger RNA of Mycena citricolor, 328 nucleotides long. The record is from the annotation of a GenBank genome assembly. NCBI's taxonomy places the organism in Eukaryota, Fungi, Basidiomycota, Agaricomycetes, Agaricales, Mycenaceae.